Messenger RNA from Prunus armeniaca (apricot), 1422 nucleotides. NCBI's taxonomy places the organism in Eukaryota, Viridiplantae, Streptophyta, Magnoliopsida, Rosales, Rosaceae. The record is from the annotation of a GenBank genome assembly.
AUGGAAGAUGAGUGUGAAGGGUGUGUUCCAGGGAAACAACACAGAGAGCCAUUUGACAAAGAAAAAGCAUGGAGGGCAAACUAUCCACUUGAAUUGAAAUUCAAAGUCUUUGUUGAACUGCAAAGUGGAUUCAGUUUGAAGAAGCUAAGGAGUGAUAGAGGUGGUGAAUAUAGCUUACAUGAAUUUCAGGAUUACUGUGCAAGCAUGGGAAUGGAGAGGCAGCUGACCAUUGCCUACUCUCCUCAGCAAAAUGGAGUUGCUAAGAGAAGAAAUAGAACAAUUGGUGAGAUGGCAAGGUCUAUGAUGACUGAGAAGGGAAUUCUUGUGAUUUUUUGGGCAGAAGCAGUGAGCACAACUGUGUACCUUCAAAAUAGAUGCUUUACAACAUCUGUGUUGAACAAAACACCUUUUGAAGCUUUCACAUGUAGGAAGCCUGGAAUUAAGCAUCUGAAAGUAUUUAGUUGUAUUUGCUAUACUCAUGUCUCAUCACCCUUGAGGCAUAAAUUCGAUGACAGAACCAGAAAGGGAGUUUUCAUGGGAUAUGGAAGCUGUGAAAAGGGAUAUAGAGUGUAUGAUCUGCAAUCUAAGAAAAUUGUACUCUCAAGGAGUGUAAUUUUUAGUGAAAACAAGUCAUGGAAUUGGGAAAGAAAUCAAGUAGAGUCUAUCUCAAUACCUUUCAAUCUUGAAGGGAAUGGAACAGAAGUUGAAGUUGGUGAAGAACAAACUGAUGCAACCCAGUUUGAUAAUGGUGGAAGCUCUCACCCAAACACUAUUGUCGAUGAGUCAUAUAGGAAUAAUAGUGGAAAUAACAGUCAAAUCUCUACACCUAGCUCCACUCCAGUGAAGUUGAGAACUCUGGAAGAUAUAUAUGCAAGAUGUCACAUGUGUAUUAUAGAACCAGAGAAUUAUCAAGAAGCAGCAAGUGAUAUAGCUUGGCAAGAAGCUAUGAAUGCAGAGUUGGAAAUGAUUGAAAAGAACAAUACUUGGGAACUUGUUGAGAGGUCAGUUGAUAAAUCUGUUAUAGAUGGAACUGUUCAAAAACACAAAGCCAGGCUUGUAGCAAAAUGGUAUGCACAGAAACUUGGGAUUGACUACAAUGAAACCUUUGCACCAGUGGCAAGGUUAGACACAAUUCGAACUCUCAUUGCUCUUGUAGCACAAAUGGGGUGGAAGUUAUUUCAGUUGGAUGUUAAGUCAGCAUUCCUAAAUGGUGUGCUUGAUGAAGAAGUGUAUGUUGAACAGCCUGAAGGUUUUGUGUUAAAGAAUGCAAGUCACAAGGUUUACAAGUUAAGAAAGGCCUUAUAUGGACUUAAACAGGCUCCUAGAGCCUGGCACAGUGAGAUUGAUGCAUAUCUCAUUCUAUGCAAGUUCAAAAGAAGCACAGGUGAAGCCACGUUGUAUACAAGAUCUGAUAAUGAAUGA